Molecule: messenger RNA, 914 nt
Organism: Rhinichthys klamathensis goyatoka
Lineage: Eukaryota; Metazoa; Chordata; Actinopteri; Cypriniformes; Leuciscidae
Product: fibronectin type III domain-containing protein 9
Exons: 1
Coding region: 59-724 (221 amino acids)
Molecular function (GO): protein binding
Source: RefSeq, a predicted model, not a curated record
CUUUCAUCAUCAAACUGUGCGUUUAUGAGAGAUUCUUGACCUAAAAGACAUACUCAACAUGCCUAUCACCAUUCAGAACGUCACCGCCACCUCUGCCAUCGUUAGCUGGCCGUCUUCUCCAGGCUGUGUGGAUACGUUCUACAGCGUCAUGUAUCACCCUAACUGGAACAGCCUUCUGAUGGGUUACACGCGGAAGAGUUUCCUGCGCGAGGACAGGGUUCCCGUGAGCCAGACGUCUACCAGUCUGGGCGACCUCAGUCCUCAGACCACAUACAUCCUCUGUGUCACCUGCCAGUCUGCCAAUCCCACCAGAGAGCAGUGCCAGGUCUUUAGUACCCUAGAUGAAGGCACUGAGCUCGGGGGGAGCGGCAGGGAGCUGGCGAUGGGAGUCUGGCUGGCCAGCAGCAUUCUCUUGCUGAUCAUUGCCGUGGCUCUGCUUUGGGGAUGUCUCCACACCAUGUGUCCAGCAAAGAGGGACCCAGGAAGAGGAAACCAGCCAGGUCCGAACCAUCCACACCUGGCUCUGACCCCCAUGGGUGGAAACAUGGGAAGUGAAGGAAGAAAAAACCUAUAUAUGCCCGGUUGCGGCGAGGACGACUCUCAGAACGCAACGGUGAUCGAGAAUCCUUUUCGAGUCGAGCAUGGCAGAGAAAUGGGAAACGGGCAGAGUCGUGAACUUCGAACACAAAGUAAUAAACACAGAUUUGGCCUGGAGUCAAAAUAACUGGGGUGCCAAAUGUGAUAUACUGACCCCCAAAAUUCAAACUAUUAGAACUUACACAAUGAGGACAAUCAACGGGGUGGAAGGCAUUUUGAGAAAAUGAGGCUCAGACAGUUGGGCUGGGCUGAUGGGGUUAACUUAGCAUUUUAAUGUCAGAUGAAAACUUCAUUAGCUAAUCAACCAAGAAAACUGA